Molecule: messenger RNA, 315 nt
Organism: Cyclospora cayetanensis
Lineage: Eukaryota; Apicomplexa; Conoidasida; Eucoccidiorida; Eimeriidae
Product: U6 snRNA-associated Sm-like protein LSm8
Exons: 3
Coding region: 1-315 (104 amino acids)
Biological process (GO): mRNA splicing, via spliceosome
Cellular component (GO): precatalytic spliceosome; U4/U6 x U5 tri-snRNP complex; U6 snRNP
Molecular function (GO): RNA binding
Source: RefSeq, a predicted model, not a curated record
AUGGCUUCUGGCCUUCAAUCUCUUCUCGAGCAGCGAGUUUGUGUGCUGACGUUUGACGGCCGCCUGUUCAUGGGUACUUUAAUAGCCUUUGAUCAGUCCACAAACCUCGUCUUGAACAAGUGCACGGAAAAGGUGGUCCACGAGGACGCACCAGUAGAGAUCGUGCCCCUGGGGUUGUAUCUUCUAAGAGGAGAUAAUAUCGCUGUUGUGGGUCAAGUAGACGAAGAUGUUGAAAAGUCUAUUGAUGCCUCGGGUGUCCGUGCACCUCCUCUGAAACCAGUAAGCACGCAAGCUCUUCUGUCGAACGCUCACUAA